Molecule: messenger RNA, 741 nt
Organism: Bipolaris sorokiniana ND90Pr
Lineage: Eukaryota; Fungi; Ascomycota; Dothideomycetes; Pleosporales; Pleosporaceae
Exons: 2
Coding region: 87-347 (86 amino acids)
Source: RefSeq, a predicted model, not a curated record
CAUUCACUCAUCAGCACCAUCACAUCACUCAUUAUCACAUAAUCCCACAAUCUAAUCCAACGACAUCAUCCUUAUCAACGCCCAGCAUGGUCCGCCUUCUCACAAUAGUUGCCAUGCUCUUUGCUGGCGCAAGCAGCGUUGCUGCUUCAUAUUGCCAGUGCCUUUACCCAGACGGCAGCCACUGCUGCGUCAUUAACAACGAAGCCAAUGAUUGUAAGAGAAUGUGCAUGAGAGCGUCCGGGGACCAUACGACCGCCGGAGAGUGUAGGGCCAACGGGAAAUUCUCCAAUGUCAGCGGGUGGAACGCCCUGCACCGCACGCAGUGCGAGCCACCCUUCAUCUACUAAAUUCCGUAACUUACUUGCGCCAUCGACAAAGCUCCUGCGAGGGCAUUUUCUAUGUAUAGUUCCAUCGGAAGAAGAUGUUCAGUAGACUCUUUCCAGUCAUCAGGGGGAUGUCGACGAUUGUUUCAGUCGGGAGAAAGAAUGCGAUGUGGUAUUGUUAGACAGUUUGUAGUUGGUUGAUUAAGCAUCGGGGGCUUGUUCAGAGCAUACUAAUGGCCCGUCUAAGAUUGUGCGAUUCACGCUAUUACUUAGCCUCUUGGAAGCUACUUAGUAGAAGUAGUGCUCGCUGCGUGACAUGAGUAUGCUGUAGUGUACUUGUAUCUGAUCAGAUUAAACUGCGGAUAUAUAUUGGGAUUUCUUUUCGGAGCAGAUAGAUUACCUUCUUCAGUUAAUACAA